AAACAAUCCCACACUGGGCAUGCGUCACUGGAAUAAUGGAGGACUGAUGAUGACUGUAUUUCUGCUCUACUCUCCAUAAUUGCAGAUCCAAAACUACUCGUCUGCAUCACUUGUAGCAGUUGAGGACAAAGUAUCUCUUCGAGAUGACCACUGACAGUCCAGCCCAGAGCGUGGGCUCUAAGAUCAUGACAUUUACUCCUUCUAAAGAGGAGUUUAAAGACUUCAAUCGAUACAUAGCCUACAUGGAGUCCCAGGGAGCACACAAAGCUGGGAUGGCCAAAGUAAUUCCUCCAAAAGGCUGGAAACCCAGAAAGACAUAUGAUGAUAUCGAUAAUCUUGUUAUCCCAGCUCCCAUUCAGCAGGUUGUGACUGGCCAGACGGGCCUUUUCACACAGUACAAUAUUCAGAAGAAACCACUGACUGUCAGUGAGUUCCGUAACAUGUCAAAUUUGGACAAGUACUGUCAUCCCCAAUUUGUGGAUUAUGAUGAGUUGGAGAGGAAAUUUUGGAAGAACCUGACCUUCAAUCCGCCUCUUUAUGGGGCUGAUGUUAGUGGGACCCUAUAUGAUACAGAUGUGUGUGAAUGGAACAUUGGUCGACUUAACACCAUAUUGGACAUGGUGGAGAAUGAGAGUGGCGUAAAGAUCAAAGGUGUUAACACACCUUACCUCUAUUUUGGCAUGUGGAAAAGCUCUUUUGCAUGGCACACAGAGGAUAUGGAUCUGUACAGUAUCAACUACUUGCACUUUGGAGAACCUAAAUCCUGGUAUGCAGUCCCCCCUGAUCAAGGGAAGAGAAUGGAGCGCCUUGCCAGAGGAUUCUUUCCAGGAAAUGCGCAAGGCUGCGAAGCCUUCUUGCGGCACAAGAUGACUCUUAUUUCCCCUUUAAUACUUAAAAAAUUUGGCAUUCCUAUCGAGAAGGUCACCCAGGAAGCAGGCCAGUUCAUCAUUACAUUUCCUUUCAGCUAUCAUGCUGGUUUCAACCACGGCUACAACUGCGCUGAGUCCACCAACUUUGCCACUCAGAGAUGGAUUGACUAUGGCAAACAUGCAACAAUGUGCACAUGCCGUCAAGACAUGGUGAAGAUUUCAAUGGAUGUGUUUGUACGCAAGUAUCAGCCAGACCGAUAUAAACUUUGGAAGGCUGGUAAAGACCACACUCCCAUUGACCACUCCAAACUGUCACCUGAAGCAGAAGAGUUCUUAAAAGUCAAGAGCGAACCUAAAAAGGAGUGUGAGGAUGAACCUAUAUCAGAAGUGCCCAAGCUCUCAGCCCAGGAAGACACCAGCUGCCCAAAGCCAGAAACUGGUAUUAAACGGAAGCUUGAAACUGUUGAUGUCUCAGCAGCAGCAGUUCAAGCCAAGGCAAAUGAAGAUGAGAACGAUGAGGUGGAGUUAAAGAAGGCAAAGCUGAGCAGUGCAGUGGCUGAAACUGUAGCCACAGACCUGCCAGACGUUGGCUUAGAAAAAAAUGUCAACCUCCAGUCGAAGGUCCAGUCCAAAAACAAGAAAGCUUUAAACAAAAAGAGUCCUUUAAAAAAGGAAAAGAAUGGUCUUCCAUCACAAAAUUCCUGCCCGCCUCAUCUAGUGGAAGCAACGGAAAAGGCUCCAUGCCCCGUUCAGAAAGAAGCUGCUGUGGAGUCAGAGCUGAAUAGCACCAGUCCAGCCGGGAAACAGUUUCAGAGGACUCUGAGUCCUGCGGAUGUCCUGCAUGUCCACAGUUAUGCCAAAGGAGACUACGCUGAAGAGGAGACACCACUCAGGGACGACAAGGUCGAAAGUGAGGUGGACAAUGACAGCAAGCGUGGCAGCAAUGCCCCGGUGACAGAUAUUCUGAUCGCGGAAAAUCUGGAUCAGAAAAAGGAUCUCGGACAGCUGCCUGGCCACCAUCCUCUUAUCAAGGAUGGCAUAAGUCAUGAAGGUGCCACUGAAGACUCAACUAUGGUGGAGGAGGAGGGUCUGGAGGGAGAAAGCUGGGCCAAACCUCUGGCUCACCUGUGGCAGAGCAGACCUCCCAGUAUGAAGAAGGAGAGAGAGUACAACCACCGUAUGGGCUCCAAACCUCCCUACUGCUCCAUCUGCUUGCUGUUCCACACUUACAAGCAGAUUGAAGGUGGCAAUAAUCCGAUGGUGACAGCAGGUGAGUGGAUGAAGAGCAAGCCUCUGAUCCCAGAGGUGUGCUUCACCACGACUACAGAAGAGGACUCGGAGUCCAAGAAGCAGUCAGUCAGUCCCUAUCUGGAGGACGAUGGGACUAGCCUGCUCAUCAGCUGCUCUCAAUGCAGUGUGCGAGUCCACACAAGCUGUUACGGUGUGGAUCCAUCCAGUGUGAGCAAAGAUUGGAAGUGUGUGCGCUGCAAAGCCAAUGCCCUGAAGGAGACCUGCUGUUUGUGCUCACUAAGAGGCGGAGCCUUGCAGAAGGCAAACAACAACAAAUGGGUCCAUGUGCUUUGUGCCCUGGCUGUCCAGGAGGCUCGAUUUGUCAACGUUGCCAAUCGCUGUCCUGUGGAUUUGAGUGGAAUUCCUUUGCAAAGAUUUAAACUGAAAUGUUACUACUGUAAGAAGCGGAUGAAAAAGGCCACUGGCUGCUGUGUGCAGUGCUCUCAUGGACGCUGUCCUACGGCCUAUCACCCCACGUGUGCUCAGGCUGCUGGGGUGCUCAUGCAGCCAGACGACUGGCCCUUCGUCGUGCACGUCACCUGCUGUCGACACAAGGGUCCUACUCAAAUCGAGCGCAAUAAAGCUGCCAUGCAAGAUCUUAGCGUGGGCCAGAAAGUAAUUUGUAAGCACAAGAACGGCCGCUACUACCAAUGUGACGUGGUGCAGCUGUCUAAAGAAACUUUCUAUGAGGUCAACUUUGAUGAUGGCUCGUUCAGUGACAAUCUUUUUCCAGAAGACAUAGUUAAUCGAGACUGUGCCCAGCUUGGACCACCGCCCCAGGGGGAGGCCGUCCAGGUGCGGUGGACGGAUGGCCUGGUGUAUGGGGCCAAGUUUGUGGCGGCUCAUGUCACGCAAAUGUACCUGGUGGAGUUUGAGGACGGCUCACAACUAACAGCAAAGAGAGACGAUGUCUACUCUCUGGACGAGGAGCUGCCAAAGAGGGUCAAAUCCAGACUGUCAAAAGCGUCAGACAUGAGAUUUGAUGGAAUCUUUGAAGAGAAGGAGAUCAUCCGAGAGUCCAAACGGCAGAGAGUCAUCAACUCGCGCUACAGAGGCGACUACAUUGAGCCUGUCAUAUACAGAGCCAUCAUGGAGUAGCCUUGCUUCUGGACAAGCACACACACACAGGCUUGUAUCUCUAUCCUGCUGGGGACCUUUCUCCCUAAAGCCAGCCAUCUGAAACAAAUGGUUAGCCCUAACCAGGAUUCUUAACCCAACUGAAAGCCAAUUAAAAUGACCCAGUUAUGUUGGAAGUUUUCAUCCUCUAAUUGAGGCUUAACCAUUCGAGGAUCUGGAAAAAUGUCCCCACAAAAGCAUAAGGUCCCCACAAGGAGGUGCUUUGUCAACAGUUGGUCCCCACAAGGACAGAUACACAAGUACACACACACACACACCAGCAGCACUGUUACCCCGGACUCACACCAAAAGCAGUGGCGGCUUGUGGCAGCCUUUUGCAUCAUGCAAAAACAAGUGAAACGACACCAUAUUGAGUGAUUUUUGUGUUUAAUACUGGUUAAAUUAAAGCAAAAUAAUCGGUAAAUAAUCUCUACAGAGAAAACCUUUCAUCUGCAUUCAUUAUGAUUUGCUGCAGACCCACAAUAUGUUUAUAUCCACUCUCGCACAGUGAGAGGGUGUCUGCAGUAGUCUGUGUGAGUGACGCUUCACAGCGAUCAACUCAAGUACAACUUGACCGAGCUCCAUGUCACAAAAAGUAGAACUAAAUCUGAUUUCUAGUUUGCCAGCAACGCGCCGCACCUCAAUAGGUGUGAGUCAGUUUGCGUUUAUUCUGUUUCAUUGUGUUGGCGCCGCUCAAAAGCCACGUUUGGUGUGCGUCCGGGAUUGAGGUGUUCCACUUAGCAGCUAGCCACUGACCACUUCCUUCAGGACUUUUGUACUGUUUUUCUUUCCUUUCUCUACUUUUGAUCGGUCAGAGUGGUGUUUGCUUAUUUUUGCUGAGAUCAAGAAAACUGCAGCAAUUUAACUUGAGGUUUUUGAGAGAGCUGUCUUGAAGCCCUGGGGAGCAUUUUUGUAGCGAGGAGCCCGAACACUGUCCGCAGUAAUGAACAAUGUUUUAUGCUGAUUUUUUUUUAGAAUAAUGUGGUGGAUGUUAGUCCCUCUGUGUAAGCCUCUAAACAUAUUUAUUAUUCAUUGAUUGUAUUGAAAACUUCCCAAAACCUAUCAAUAACCUCUUAUUUCUCUCUUUACUGGCCACUUUUUAAAAUCUUUAAAAACAUCGCAUCAAAAGCUUAAGAUUUGCCGUCCAGUCACCGCAUGCUGUUUGAAAUUGAAAUUCCUUUUGUCUUGUCUUUCACCUUUAUUUUCACCUUCUUUGUGUGGAUUUCCUGUGCGCUGUUCAAUCAUAAUUUGAAUUCAUUUAAAGGUGGAAGUGCUUUGCCACCAAAUCAAGACCCUUCCAGUUAAUAUGCUUGAGCCAUGUUUGAAGACAUUUCUAUUUAUUAUUACUAUUGACGUUGUUGCAAGGCUAAGGGAUGAUGAGAAAUUAUCCAGCCGACAUUUACAGGAACAGCAAUAAUUAUUGUUUGUUUGUGAUUAUAAUUCAUGCUUGCGUUUUGUUCUAAGGGUGGGAUGCUCUGACUGCAGCACUAAGAAGCAUAAAUCUUUGUCGUAGAAAAGAUUUGAUCACACAGUCAUAAAAACAACGUUCUACUGAGUCGUCACGAAUAUUACGGUUCACACGGACAGAGACAUAGUGUGUGUGAAAUAGAGAAUGAAUUCAUUGAAUCCAACGUUUUUUCAAUAAAAUGAGGAUUUUGUUUUCUUAUGCUAUACAGAGAGGCUGCAUCAGUCAAGGAUGACGCCCACCUGUCAUGUAAGCCUGUUUGAGUUUGCCCACAACCUCUCGGGAGUGUUGAAGGACUUGCAUUAUUUACUAGACGCUGAAGAAGGCCACAUGUGAUUUAGGCUUCUGCUGCUCUGCUCGUGUCAUAAACAUGGCAUGAUUCCGGCACUUACUUGCCUAUGGAUCCUUUUACAGUGGUGACAUCACCAAGUUUUUAAAUGGAAACAAUGAAUAAUUUGGGGAUAACUGAUUCUUACUAAAGGUUUCAUUCCUGUACAGUUGUUGAUCUAAGAUACUCGAUUGCUCUGCUGUUUUGAAUGGUGCUGUAACAUGUAGUCUCCAGAGAGCUCAGUUGCCUGGGACAGACAUCGUCCUCAGAAUGUUCUGGUAGUAUAAGACAGUGUCACGUCACACGACAUGAAUCACCAGUGGUCUUCUUAAAGGCUUCUCUGACUCCUCUUGCUCAUAGUAUUAACGGUGGAAUAUUGGUGGACUAGUUAAAACAAAACGGAAAAAUCUGCUUAGGAAACGGACUGAUGACUCUGAUCCAGAAUCACAUUCCUCUCCUGAAAAUGUACAACCUUUGUAAAUAUUACGGUGUAAAGAAAGAGUGCAGUGAAAGCUGCUGUUGCGGUGUUCAGAGGUGCAUUUUCUAUUUUUUCUACUCAUAAAGUUUUCUAUGAAUAUUUAAAAUUUCUAUCAAUUCGUGCUCCCUCUUCUACUGAAAGUCUUUGCACUUUGAUUGAAAGCCAGAUCUUAGGGACUUGUGAAUAGUUGUGUGCUGCCGUCAUUCAAUGUUCUAGAAUGUUAUUUGUAUAUAAAAUGUGUCUUUCAAAAUGUGCUCUGAUCAUAUGAGACACUUGUUCAUUCCCAUGUUUCGCCUGGUGAGUGUGAGUCAUCGGUGGAUUUAAAGCUUACUUGUGAAUGAUCAACAUAUAUCCUUGCAGAGUUUUUUGUUUGUUUGUUUUGUAAAACAUGUCCAGUGUGUCAACGUCAUGUAGUCUGUUUGCAGACCUCCGAAAUAAGCUUUCCACCCGUGUCCUUUCAUCUAAAUUGGAAACCAAUUCCAGUUGAAGCAUUUUAUAACAGUCAUGGCUUUGUUUUUAACAUAAAUAUA
Messenger RNA from Synchiropus splendidus (mandarinfish), 6076 nucleotides. Its product is annotated as lysine-specific demethylase 4A-like. Bases 144 to 3257 code for a protein of 1037 amino acids. Gene Ontology annotation, biological process: chromatin remodeling. The transcript has 22 exons. NCBI's taxonomy places the organism in Eukaryota, Metazoa, Chordata, Actinopteri, Syngnathiformes, Callionymidae. Gene Ontology annotation, molecular function: histone H3K9 demethylase activity; histone H3K36 demethylase activity. The record is from RefSeq and is a predicted model, not a curated record. Gene Ontology annotation, cellular component: nucleus.